Messenger RNA from Mucor mucedo, 778 nucleotides. Its product is annotated as mitochondrial inner membrane translocase subunit Tim17/Tim22/Tim23/peroxisomal protein PMP24. Bases 93 to 545 code for a protein of 150 amino acids. Gene Ontology annotation, cellular component: TIM23 mitochondrial import inner membrane translocase complex; mitochondrial inner membrane. NCBI's taxonomy places the organism in Eukaryota, Fungi, Mucoromycota, Mucoromycetes, Mucorales, Mucoraceae. Gene Ontology annotation, molecular function: transmembrane protein transporter activity. The record is from RefSeq and is a predicted model, not a curated record. The transcript is spliced from 4 exons. Gene Ontology annotation, biological process: protein import into mitochondrial matrix.
AUUAUUUUUCAACCCUUGGAAACUCUUUUAUCUUUUUUAAAAGAGUCAUUUUAUCCCGAGAAAAGUUUAAAUACAUACGACAAUAAUACAAUAUGGGACAUUCUUCACAAGAUCAUUCUAGAGAUCCUUGCCCUUGGGUCAUCCUUAACGAUUUAGGUGGUGCUUUUGUUAUGGGUGCUGUCGGUGGUGGUAUUUGGCAUUCGGUUAAAGGAGCAAAGAACUCGCCCAAGGGUGAACGUUUGACUGGUGCAGUUUCUGCCAUGAAGGCUCGUGCACCUGUUUUGGGUGGUAACUUUGCUGUUUGGGGUGGUCUUUUCUCAACAUUCGAUUGUGGUUUAAAGGGUAUUAGACAAAAGGAAGAUCCUUGGAACUCAAUUAUUUCUGGUGGUUUGACUGGUGGUGUUUUAGCCGCUCGUGGUGGUGUCAAAGCUGCUGCUGUCUCUGCUGUUGUUGGUGGUGCUCUUCUUGCCUUGAUUGAAGGUGUUGGUAUUGGUAUCACUAGAAUGACUGCCGAUCAAAACAAGCCUGUCAUGCCUCAGAUCUAAGAAAAAAAAACAAAAAAAAAAUUACUAGAUUACUUUUUUCUCUCCACACUAUCCCCAUGUGUAUAUAUUAUACGUCCUCUCCCCUUUCUUCCUUAUAUAUAUAUAUAUAUAAAUAUUUUUAUUAUGUAUUAGUGCUUAUUGUCCAGUCAAGAUACCUGGAUGUUAUUAUCAUGGACUUUGCAAUAAACGAUUUCAGAUAAAAAGCAAACACUAUUCAAACUGAGCAACAAUAG